Molecule: messenger RNA, 1700 nt
Organism: Rhodofomes roseus
Lineage: Eukaryota; Fungi; Basidiomycota; Agaricomycetes; Polyporales; Fomitopsidaceae
Product: nucleoside transporter-domain-containing protein
Exons: 4
Biological process (GO): nucleoside transmembrane transport
Cellular component (GO): fungal-type vacuole membrane; plasma membrane
Molecular function (GO): nicotinamide riboside transmembrane transporter activity; nucleobase transmembrane transporter activity
Source: RefSeq, a predicted model, not a curated record
GUCGGCGGCCCGCGAAGCCAGAGGCCCUGUGCCUGCCAGAUCCAGCGUGCGAUCCAUGUACCGAGUACGGCUCCCGAACCGCUGAGUCGCUGACACCGACACCGACUAUUAGUUGACCAUAUCCUCACGCCGGAGGAUGUUCCCUUAGCCCUUUUCCGCCACGUCCACAUUCUCCUCGUCACCCAACAUAUCGACGGAACACCAUGUCAGGAAGAGCAGCAAGACGGUCCUCGUCCGUCGACGCGGAGUAUCAGCCGAUACCGCAGGCCCCCGUAGCAGCGGGUCCAGCUACGAGGCAUUCGCUUGAUGUCAGCGAGGUUGACGAGGAGGAUGCUGUGGAUAUCAUGGAGGACGCGCCAGAGGUCGUCGUAGAUGGCAAGAUACGCGCGAUACACUUCGUGCUGGGAUGUGCCGUACUCCUCCCCUGGAAUGCAAUGAUCACUGCUACUCCGUACUUCAUGUCCAGAUUGGACGGGUCCCCUCUGAAGGCGUCCUUCAGCUCAUAUCUAUCCAUGGCUUUCAUGUUCUCCAAUUUGAUUUUCCUUGGGCACGCGACCGCUACUUCCAAGCAAUCUCUCAGCACAGGUCGCAUAUCAUGGUCACUGCUGAUUAUAGCCUUUGUGACUGCUGCUCUUACGCUGAGCACAUGGAUUCACGUCCACCCAGGGCUCUUCUUCGCGCUUAUCCUCCUCGCUGCCAUGAUCAAGUCCGCUGCGGGGUCAUACUUGCAAAGCUCAGUGGUCGCACUUGCUUCGCUGUUCGGACAUGAGGCCAUGCAGGCCGUCAUGUCCGGACAAGCUGCUGUCGGUGUCGCCGUCAGCGGUGUACAGGUUCUCAGCGCGGCCGCAUCCACGCAUCGCGUGCCGCCCCCAUCGCCUCAGACAGGAGACGACGAGCUCUCGAGGACUCCGGAGGAAACGUCGGCGUCUCUGUUCUUCGGUCUCUCGACAGUGUUCCUGUUCGUCACAUAUGCAGUGCAUAUCUGGCUGAAGACUCUACCUGCGUACAAGAUGAUCAUCGCCAGACAACGGCCUCACGCGCCUGGGAGGCUUCCCUCCGAUAGCCUCGGAAGCCCGGACGAAAGACGAGGUCUGACAUCUAGCGGUCCCUCGCACAAGGGACGUAGCGGCAAAGCACAGAUGCUCCGCCUAGGCAGGAUCAACCUGCCGUUCAACUUCGCUGUGGCUUAUGUGUUCGUGGUCACCUUGUCCGUGUUCCCGCCGAUCACGGUGUCGAUCCAAUCCACGAAUCCGAGCACGCACCCGCUGCUCUUCAGCGCGAUGCAUUUCUUCGUCUACAACAUCGGCGACCUCACCGGCCGCUCGCUCUGCUCGCUUCCGCGGCUGCACAUCUGGUCCGCCAAGCGGCUCCUAUCGUUCUCGCUCGCGCGCACACUCUUCAUCCCGCUCUUCCUUAUGUGCAACAUCCAGUGGGCGUCGCCAACCGCGAUGAAGCCCGUCAUCACGUCCGACGCGCUCUACAUGCUCAUCCUGGUGCUCUUCGGCGUCACAAACGGGUACGUGUCGAGCAUGUGCAUGAUGUCCGCACCAUCGGUCGCGCACAACCCACGCUUGAAGGGCCGCACGGAGGACGUGGACAUCGCUGCGACGGUGGCGAGCUUCUGUUUGGUGAUGGGACUGACGAUGGGUAGCGUGGCGAGCUUCGCCGUCAGGGCGAUGGUGUGCAACUGCAAUCCUUUC